GUUUUUGUCCAGCGGUGCCUGGCAGGGAAGAACAUGUCUCACAUAAAAGGCGGCUGCCUCCUGUGUGGGUACCUGAACCUGCUGCCCAUGUUUAGUAUAGUGAUGCCAGGAAUGAUCAGCCGCAUCUUGAACCCAGAUAAAGUGGCAUGUGUUGUACCUUCAGAAUGUCAAAAGUACUGUGGCACCAAAAAUGGUUGCAGCCCCAUUGCCUACCCACUACUGAUGAUAGAGCUGCUACCCAGUGGCUUACGAGGCUUGAUGCUGUCCACACUAUGCGCCUCUCUCAUGUCCUCCCUGACUUCUGUUUUCAACAGUGCCAGCGCUCUGUUCACACUAAACAUCUAUACCCAAAUACGGCCUGUGGCCACUGAAAAGGAACUCAUGAUAACAGGAAGGUUUUUUGUUAUAGUCUUACUUGCUGUCACCAUUGCCUUGGUCCCUAUUACGGAAACCGCUCAGAGUGAAAUACUGUUUGAAUACACACAGGCAAUUAGGAGUUAUGUGACACCACCCAUUGCUGCUGUCAUUCUGCUUGCCAUAUUCUGCAAAAGAGUCAAUGAGCAGAGUGCCUUCUGGGGGCUGAUUGUCGGGAUUAUAAUUGGCUUCAUUGGAAUGGUGGCCAAAUUGGUCUACGAACCUUGGAGCUGCACAGGAAACAGCAAGUGCCCUGUGUUCAUCUGUGGCGUGCACUACCUCUAUUUUACCAUGAUCCUUUUUGUGGUUAGUCUUCUCACCAUGCUGGGGAUCUCUUUAAUCACAGACCCAAUUCCAGAUAAACAUCUCCACCGGCUGUGUUGGAGUUUACGAAACAGCCCAGAGGAAAGGGUAGAUCUGGACACAGAGACACAAAGAAAGAAACCUCUUGAGCCCCCAGCACAGCCAGAUGUGUUAAACAAGGCCCAGAACUGCGCCUGGAAGGCCUGGGACCUCUUCUGUGGCCUGGAGCCACAGCCGGGCCCAAAACUAGCCCCAGAAAAGGAGAAGACGGAAGAUGCACAGUGGGGUGACAUGUUGGAGAAGCCCCUCUGGAGGUACAUUGUCAAUACCAACGGGAUCAUCUUGCUCGCACUCGUGAUUUUCGGCUACAUCUACUAUGCCUAG
Molecule: messenger RNA, 1101 nt
Organism: Galeopterus variegatus (Sunda flying lemur)
Lineage: Eukaryota; Metazoa; Chordata; Mammalia; Dermoptera; Cynocephalidae
Product: sodium/glucose cotransporter 1-like
Exons: 8
Biological process (GO): sodium ion transport; transmembrane transport
Cellular component (GO): plasma membrane
Molecular function (GO): D-glucose:sodium symporter activity
Source: RefSeq, a predicted model, not a curated record